This is a messenger RNA of Rubroshorea leprosula, 2295 nucleotides long. Lineage: Eukaryota; Viridiplantae; Streptophyta; Magnoliopsida; Malvales; Dipterocarpaceae. The record is from the annotation of a GenBank genome assembly.
AAAAAUCAUAAGCAUCAGCAACAGUACCCAUAACAAAAGCUGAAAAGAAGAAAACAAGAUCCACCUCGAACCUCUCUCCACUUCCUCCGCCCUCCAUCGUCGCCGCCGCCGUCAACCUCCGGAAUCCUACCUCCUAACCUUCCUCUCCCUCCCUUUCUCCUCCUUCCCAUAUCAAUUCUGCAGAAAGGGAGAAAAGUAGCUUCCUUUCUGCAGGAAUUGUUUCUUUCUUUUUCAGUGUUAGUUCUUCAUCCUGAGGCUGAUUGAUUGCUAUAUUUAUUGCCCACAUCCUCAAAUCUCGAACUUGGGUUGAAUUCUUUCCGAUAUAGGAGAAGUAUUGAAUUGGGUUUGUUCUGAAUUUGGGAAAUAAUGAGAGACGAUGAAUCUAAUUGGUUCUCGAAGUGGGAGGAAGAGCUUCCAUCGCCGGAUGAGCUCAUGCCCCUCUCUCAAACCCUAAUCACUCCUGAUCUUGCUCUUGCUUUCGAUAUCCGGAACCCAAGUAACAAUUCUGCCUCCUACCCACACCAGCAGCAGCAAACCCCACCUCCGCCUCCUCCCUCAGCUGCACAGCCUCUGUCUUCCAAUCCGUUGGUGACUUCGCAACCCAGCUCUGCGGAAUUCGCUGCGGAUUCCGGUGAGUUAGGCUCCGGGGCUGCUGGGGAUGAGCCUGCUCGCACACUCAAGCGACCCCGGCUGGUGUGGACACCGCAACUACACAAGAGGUUUGUGGACGCUGUGGCGCAUUUGGGGAUCAAGAACGCGGUGCCUAAGACUAUAAUGCAGUUGAUGAGUGUGGAUGGUUUGACUAGAGAGAACGUAGCUAGUCAUUUGCAGAAGUAUCGCCUUUAUUUGAAAAGAAUGCAGGGGUUGUCCAAUGGUGGGGGUGGUGUUGGCAACGGUGGAGGCAGCGGCGCUGGAUUGGCAGCCAGCAGUGAUCCAGCCACGGAUCAUUUGUUUGCUAGUUCUCCGGUUCCACCACAUUUUCUGCAUCCGGGUAGACCAAAUUCGGACCAUUUUUUACCGUUUGUGCCAAUGGCAGCAUUGCAGCAGCAGCAACAGAUGGCAGCCGUAGCUGCUGCAGCUGGGCCUCCACAUUUUCAGCCUCAGUAUCACAGGCCAAUGGGGCAUUUUGGGUCACCACCAAAUGGGCAGUUUGAGCAUCCGUUUUUGCCGAGGCAGACGCAGAAUCAACAACCGGUGCAUAGGAUGGGGGCACCAGUGCACAAUCAGGUUCCUAGUUAUGUGGAGGAUUUGGAAUCUGCCAAUGGGACUGGAGGGAGGAAGGUUCUCACCCUGUUUCCCACCGGCGAUGACUGAAUUUGGGUAAUAAUUGACGCCAUUGAUUACUGAACUUAUUUUCAAGCUUUCUUUUGAUUAGGCAUCUGGGUCCUUGUGAAUUGGUGUUUUCUGGUGCUUUGGUUAUUGUUUCGUGGAGUGUCUGGUUUACCCUCUAUAGAUUUUGCUAGCCAUAACUGUGUUUUGGUGAUUGCUAUUCAGAGUCAAUUGCAAUCUGAAUUCAUCUCAAGAACCGAGAGCACCUGUGGUAGAGUUGGUUGGAACCGUAGCUGCUUGUGUCUUUGACUACAUGUCAUUAGAAUUGGUAGAAUUCUGGUGUCAUUCUUCUUCUGCAGACUACGACACAUGUAACUAGGCUUCCAGUAGUGGUCUGGUCUCUAUGUUCCCCGUCAGUUUUGGGUGACAGAUAUUGAUCAGAAUAUCCCUCAAGAGGGAAAAUAAGCUCCUAGGCAUCUCAAGUGCAGCAAUUACUUUGGCCUGAUGUUGGGCCAUUUUGCACUGUUUAUAGGUUGCACCAACCCAUGGUAUUUUGGGAAUCGGCUCAGUUUACUUAAAAUGCAGAGUCUUCUUGCCAGGGAGGUCGUCUUUUUUCAGAUUGGUUGGCUGAACUUGCAGGUGGGGACAAAUAAGGCUCGCAAGUAACAGUUGUUGUUAUGUUCUCUAGAUCUAGAAUUCUCUCUUCAGAGUAUUUUGUUACUACGUUUGGCCUUGAGGUUCCAGCAGUAUCUAAUCUGUCCCACGUUAAUCCCUUCUGUUCUUUAUUUCAUGCUAUGUAGAGGUAAGUUGUGUACUUGUUGUACAUUGUGUGACUUGAUAGAAGAGUUUUAACCCAUGAUAUAAGGGGGAUCUUUCAAAAAACUCUAAUGUUCCUAGGUAGAAUUGCAGUAUUAUUCUAAUGAACGGUGAACAGUAGCUGAAUUUUCUGAAAUUUCUUAGUUCCUUGAACUGUUUUUAUGGCGUUGUUAAAUGAAAUGUAUUCUCCAUUGCAUACCCUGCUGUAGC